Molecule: messenger RNA, 3393 nt
Organism: Thermothelomyces thermophilus ATCC 42464
Lineage: Eukaryota; Fungi; Ascomycota; Sordariomycetes; Sordariales; Chaetomiaceae
Exons: 5
Coding region: 105-3200 (1031 amino acids)
Biological process (GO): positive regulation of transcription elongation by RNA polymerase II; transcription elongation by RNA polymerase II
Cellular component (GO): FACT complex
Molecular function (GO): nucleosome binding
Source: RefSeq, a predicted model, not a curated record
AUCCUUUCCCGCCAAAGGGCAACACUUUCCCCUACCUUCAUCACACCCGCUGUCGGGGAUAGUUCUGCCAUCGUCAAUCGCCGCGAUUCCUGCAAUCGCCCGCCAUGGCGGACAUCAAAAUCGACAGCAAGACCUUCCAGGAGCGCCUGUCGCACUUCAUCACCGCAUGGAAGUCCGACAAGCGGUCCGGCGACGCGCUCUUCGCCGGCGCCUCCUCCAUCGUCAUCUUGAUGGGCAAGGUUGACGAGGAGCCCGAGUAUCACAAGAACAACGCCAUGCACUUUUGGCUGCUUGGCUACGAGUUCCCCACGACGCUGAUGCUUUUCACUCUCGACACCUUGUACAUCCUCACGACCCAGAAGAAAGCCAAGUAUCUCGACCAGAUCAAGGGCGGCCGGUUCCCGGUCGAAGUUCUCGUGCGAGGCAAAGAUGCCGCCGAGAACGAGAAGCUCUUCACCAAAAUCACAGAUGCGAUCAAGGCAGCAGGCAAAAAAGUCGGGGUGCUUACAAAGGACACCUCUAAAGGCCCGUUCGUCGACGAGUGGAAGAAGGUGUUCACCGAGAACUGCAAGGAUAUCGAGCAGGUCGAUAUCGCACAGGCUCUAUCCGCUGGUGCCUUUUCGGUCAAGGACGAGACAGAACUGCGCGCCAUGCGGACCUCGUCCAAGGCCUGCGUCGCCCUCCUGACUCCCUACUUCCUCGACGAGAUGUCGAGCAUCCUCGACCAGGACAAGAAGAUCAAGCACAGCGCGCUCGCCGACAAGGUCUUCGGCAAGAUCGAGGACACCAACUUCUGGAAGACGGUCGAGCUUCCCAAUCGCCAGAAGAUGCCCGCAGACUUCGACCCCGAGCAGCUCGACUGGAUCCUGGGGCCGAUGGUGCAGAGCGGCGGCAAGUUUGACCUCAAGUGGCAAACUGAUUCGGAUGACCAACCGCUCCACCCGGGCGUUAUCAUCGCGGCCAUGGGUCUCAGAUACAAGUCGUAUUGCUCUCAGAUUGCCCGGACGUUCAUGGUUGACCCCAACAAGUCCCAGGAGAGCAACUACAGGUUCUUGCUUGCGGUCCACAACCUCAUCCUGAAGGAGAUACGGGACGGUGUCGUCGUCAAAGACGUCUACAACAAGGCUUACAACCUGAUCAAGUCCAAGAAACCCGAGCUCGAGAAGCAUUUCCUGAAGAACGUCGGCUACGGCAUCGGUCUGGAGAACAAGGACCCCACUCUCGUUCUCAACGGCAAGAACACCCGGACUCUGCGCGACGGCAUGACGCUCUGCAUCACCACCGGGUUCAGCGACAUCCAAAACCCCGAGCCCCAGGACAAGAACAGCAAGGUUUAUUCCCUCGUCCUCACCGACACGAUCCGCGUGACGCAGAAAGAAGUGGUUGUGUUUACGGGCGAGGCGCCGACUGACGCGGACGCCACGUCUUUCUUCUUCAAGGAUGAAGAGGAAACCCAGCCGACGCCAAAGAAGGAGAAGAAAGAUCCGCGGGUGGGUGCGGUUGCGACCAAGAACAUAACCAGCACACGGCUGCGCUCGGAACGGAACACGGCACCCGACGAGGAUGCCGAAAAGAGGCGGCGCGCACACCAAAAGGAGCUCGCCGCCAAGAAGCAAAAGGAGGGCCUGAUCAAGUACGCCGAUGCUACCGCUGGCAAGAACGGCGUCGAGGUCAAGAAGUUCAAGCGCUUCGAGUCGUACAAGCGUGACAAUCAGUUCCCGCCCAAGGUUCGGGAUAUGGGUAUCGUCAUUGACCAGAAGAACGCAACCAUCGUGCUUCCCGUCAUGGGACGGCCUGUUCCCUUCCACAUCAACACGAUCAAGAACGCCAGCAAGAGUGACGAGGGUGACUGGUCGUUCCUGCGCAUUAACUUUCUCUCUCCCGGCCAGGGCGUCGGCCGCAAGGAUGAGCAACCCUUCGAGGACGCAUCAGCCCACUUCGUCAGGAGUCUGACUUUCCGGUCGACUGACAGCGAUCGGUAUGAGGAUAUUGCAAACCAGAUUUCGAACCUCAAGCGCGAGGCGGUCAAGAAGGAGCAGGAGAAAAAAGACAUGGAGGAUGUCGUGGAACAAGACAAGCUGAUCGAGAUUCGGAAUCGACGCCCGGCUGUGCUGGACAAUGUGUUCAUUCGGCCGGCCAUGGAAGGCAAGCGGGUGCCAGGCAAAGUCGAGAUCCACCAGAACGGUAUCCGGUACCAAUCGCCUCUGAGCACGACUCAGCGGGUCGAUGUCCUCUUUUCCAACGUCCGCCACCUCUUCUUCCAGCCGUGCCAGAACGAGCUGAUUGUCAUCAUCCACCUCCACCUCAAGGACCCCAUCCUCUUUGGCAAGAAGAAGACCAAGGAUGUCCAGUUCUACAGGGAGGCGACCGACAUUCAGUUCGACGAGACUGGCAACCGGAAGCGCAAGUACCGGUACGGGGACGAGGACGAAUUUGAGGCGGAGCAGGAAGAGCGCCGCCGCCGUGCGGAGCUCGACCGGCUGUUCAAGAGCUUCGCCGAGAAGAUUGCCGAAGCGGGCCGGAACGAAGGCAUCGAGGUGGAUAUGCCGCUCCGUGAUCUCGGCUUCAACGGCGUGCCGAACCGGAGCAACGUCUACAUCCAACCGACGACCGAGUGCCUGAUCCAGAUCACCGAGCCGCCCUUCUUGGUGAUCACGCUCGAGGACAUUGAGAUCGCCCACCUGGAGCGGGUGCAGUUUGGGCUCAAGAACUUUGAUCUCGUCUUUGUGUUCAAGGACUUCAGCCGCCCGCCGGCGCACAUCAACACGAUCCCGGUCGAGUCGCUCGAGGACGUGAAGGAGUUCCUCGACUCGUCCGACAUCGCCUACUCGGAGGGACCGCUCAACCUCAACUGGUCCGUCAUCAUGAAGACGGUCACGGCCAACCCGCACCAGUUCUUCCUCGACGGCGGCUGGGGUUUCCUGCAGAACGACUCGGACGACUCGGACGGGUCGGAGGAGGAGGAGGAGGAGAGCAUGUUCGAGAUCAGCGAGAGCGAGCUCGCGGAGGCGUCUGAGUCGAGCGAGGAGGACUCAGACUACGACUCGAACGCGUCGGACGAUGCCAGCGAGGACGCGGAGGUGAGCGAGGAGGAGGAAGGCGAGGACUGGGACGAACUGGAGCGGAAGGCCAAAAAGAGGGACCGCGAGAGUGGGUUGGACGACGAAGACCGCGGGAGCAAGAAGCAGCGGAAGAGAUAAAUCCGUCUCUUGCUGAUGGAGAAGUAAGUGGGAUGGGAAUUUGUGGGGCGGUGGGAUAUCCCGGGGUUUGGGAUGCCAUUCAGUCGCUUCCUUGAGUCUAUGCUUCUAUGCUUCUUGGGUUGGGCCGGUCGGUACUGGGAGUCACUUCUCUGUUUUAUUUUUCCUAUUGCUGGUUAAGAUGUGUACAUCUACA